AUGGAAGGCAUUCUCCUCUUGGUCAUGAGGUCUUUCGUGGCGGCCAUUCUCGUGGCCGCCGGUGGCUCCGUAGCAUACUUUUUCAAACUGUUGGUCAAGAAUCGCAGAAAGAUAGCAGAUUUGAGGAAGCAAGGACUUCCCGUGGUCCCUCACAGCUUCAUUUUUGGAAAUCUCUUGGAGGCCAAGAAGGUCUUUGACAUCUUACCACCGGGCGCCCACGCAAACUAUACCCUGGCAAAGCUUGCCGAGCCUUACCCCAACGGCGCCUUCUACAUAGACACAUGGCCCAUGGCCGAUCCGAUGCUCGUCGUUACUGAUCCGGGGAUGGCGCACCAGGCCGUCUACCACCCCGUCGCGGGCUUCCAGAAGCCGGCCAUGCUCGUCGGCUGGUUCCACCCCAUCACUGGUGGUCCCAGCCAGUUCGAUACCAACGGCCGCCACUGGAAGCGCCUUCAUAGCCUGUUCAGCCCCAGCUUCAGUAACCAGAACAUCACAGCAGAGGUCCCUGUUAUCAUCGACAGUGUCUGCACAUUCAGGGACAGAUUACUGGAUCAGGUUCGAAAAGGCGAAAUGUUCCGUUUGGAACCGCUGGCGCUUGACCUCAUCGUCGACGUAAUUGGCCAACUGUUGUUGAACAUACGCCUCGACACCCAAAAGAAGAAGCAUCCACUGGCUGAGUCGAUGAAGGGACAGUUGCGACUAAAGUUCACCUCCCAUAAGCCCGAGAACGUGCUGUCCGGCAUUGACCCCUUCCUCAAGUUCCGCACCUGGAACGGCGGCAGGAUCCUCGACAACCACAUCAAGAAGCAGAUCAACGCCCGGUUCCAGGUACUCAGAGAGAACAAAGUGCACAACCGUGAAAAGAACGAGAAGUUCCAGUCCGUUCUCGACAGCGCCAUCGAAAACUGGCUCGAGCAGCCUCAAAACGCGGGCCGCACGACUCUGGACGCAGAUUACCUCCGAGUCAUGACCCGCAACAUGCGCAUGUUCUUCUUCGCGGGCUACGACUCGUCCGCCGCCACCAUCGUGUACUGCUUCCACAACAUCUACUCUCGUCCUGAAAUUCUUGCCAAGAUCCGCGCGGAGCACGACGAAGUCUUUGGCGUCGACGUAGCCUCCACGCCCUCCAAGAUCGUCGAGAACCCCAGCCUUCUCAACUCGCUGCCUUACACCAACGCUUGUAUCAAGGAAUCCCUCCGCCUCUUCCCGCCGGCGGGCGGCAUCCGUCAGGGUUCACCGGAUCUGGUGCUAAAAGACGCCCAGGGUAAUGAAUAUCCGACGGAUGGAAUCGCCGUGACGAUGCUUCAUUGGUCCAUUGGGCGCAACCCGAAGAGCUGGGUGCGGCCGGACGAGUUCAUCCCGGAGCGCUGGCUCGUGACGGACCCGGAACAUGAGCUGUAUCCCCCCAAGGGCGGCUGGCGGAUCUUCGAGUACGGGCCAAGGUUGUGCGUGGGACAGCAGCUGGUAAUGACGGAGGUGAAAGCGGUUCUGGCUUGCACCGUCAGGGAGCUUGACAUGAAGGAUGCAUACGCGGAGCUCGACGGAGAUAAGCAGUUUGAUUUGAGCGCAGUUGGCGGACAGCGGGUUUUCAUGGUGGAGGCGGGGGCCGCGCAUCCUACGGACGGCUACCCAUGCCGAAUUUCCCUGAGCAAAUAUGCCACUGACCGUUCAUGA
This is a messenger RNA of Colletotrichum truncatum, 1674 nucleotides long. RefSeq names its product cytochrome p450. Gene Ontology annotation, molecular function: monooxygenase activity; heme binding; oxidoreductase activity, acting on paired donors, with incorporation or reduction of molecular oxygen. Lineage: Eukaryota; Fungi; Ascomycota; Sordariomycetes; Glomerellales; Glomerellaceae. The record is from RefSeq and is a predicted model, not a curated record.